AUGCUGCUUUUCAAUCCGCAGUAUGGCUAUUUGGAAGGAAUGGUGCGGGGAUUCAAGAAUGGACUUUUGAACCAGACGGAGUACCAAGCCCUAACGCAGUGUGACUCACUUGAAGACCUCAAGAUCCAUUUAGCGGGGACAUCUUAUGGGACGUUUCUGAAUGACGAAGCUGCCGUAGUCUCUUCGUCGCUGAUAUCCGCUCGUCUGCGGGACAAAAUGGUCGCCGAGUUCGAGCACAUGCGCAAUCAUUCUAGCGGAGAGCUGUCCAAGUUUCUCGACUUCAUUUCUUACCAGUACAUGAUCGACAACGUCUGUCUCCUCAUCAACGGUACUCUCAACAGAAGACAGCUCUCGGAACUCGUCCCUAAGUGCCAUCCUCUUGGUAUCUUCGAACAAAUGGAAGCUGUGACGAUUGCGCAGACUCCUGGAGAGCUCUACAAUUCGAUCUUGAUUGACACUCCUCUUUCGGAAUUUUUCAACGGUUUUUCUGAAGCUGAUCUCGACGAAAUGAACAUUGAAAUUAUCAGAAACACGCUUUACAAGAACUGGAUCGAGGCAUUUUACAAGCUGUGCAAAGACAUCGGUGGGUGCACGGAAGAGACAAUGUGCCCUAUCCUCGAAUUUGAAGCCGACCGAAGGGCAUUCCUUAUCACGAUCAAUUCUUUCGGAACCGAACUGACGAAGGACGCACGAGAGAAGCUCUACCCAGAGUGCGGAACCCUCUAUCCUUACGGUCUAUCAAUGCUUGGAAAGUGCGAUGAUUUCGAGCAAGUUCGCCAGGUAGCUGACACAUUUCCGAAUUAUCGUUCACUCUUCGACGGCGUGGGCCAGGGUGCAUCCGACUUCACCCUCGAAGACAAGUUCUUCAAGCACGAAGUGAAAAUCAACAUGCUUGUUUUUAUGAGACAGUUCACUUUCGCUUCUUUUUACUCCUGGAUCAAACUGAAGGAACAAGAGUGCCGCAACAUUGUGUGGAUAUCAGAGUGCAUCGCGCAGAAACACAAAGCAAAGAUCAAUAACUACAUCCCUAUCCACUGA
Messenger RNA from Oikopleura dioica, 1038 nucleotides. Lineage: Eukaryota; Metazoa; Chordata; Appendicularia; Copelata; Oikopleuridae. The record is from the annotation of a GenBank genome assembly.